Molecule: messenger RNA, 900 nt
Organism: Myotis daubentonii (Daubenton's bat)
Lineage: Eukaryota; Metazoa; Chordata; Mammalia; Chiroptera; Vespertilionidae
Product: E3 ubiquitin-protein ligase RBBP6-like
Exons: 1
Coding region: 98-880 (260 amino acids)
Source: RefSeq, a predicted model, not a curated record
GAUUCCUAAGAAUGUAUCUGUAAUUGUUAGAAGAAUUCCUAUUGGAGGUGUGAAAUCUACAAGCAAGGCGGACGCUAGACGUCGCACGGAACCAGUGAUGGGCACUUCAACAGUCACUGAUACCUCUUCUGCAUCUAUUUCUCUGGCCCAGCUUACGCAGACUGCCAAUCUGGCUGAAGCCAAUGCUUCCGAAGAAGAUAAAAUUAAAGCCAUGAUGUCGCAAUCUGGCCGUGCAUACAGCCCCGUCAAUUACGUGAAGGAGCCUCUAGGUCCACCACCUCCAUCUUAUACCUGUUUUCGCUGUGGUAGACCCGGCCAUUACAUUAAGAACUGCCCAACAAACGGGGAUGAACGCUUCGAACCUUGCCCUAGGAUUAAAAAGAGCACUGGAAUCCACAGAAGUUUCAUGAUGGAAGUGAAAGAUCCAAACAUGAAAGGUGCAAAGCUCACCAACACUGGAACAUACACAAUACCAACUAUAAAGGCAGAGGCAUAUGCAAUUGGGAAGAAAGAAAGGCCACCUUUCUUACCAGAGGAGCCCUCUUCGUCUUCUGAAAAGGACGACCCUAUCCCAGACGAGUUGCUGUGUCCCAUCUGCAAAGAUAUUGUGACUGAUGCCGCUAUCAUUCCCUGCUGUGCAAACAGCUAUUGUGAUGAAUGUAUAAGAACAGCGCUCUUGGAAUCAGAGGACCACACGUGCCCAACGUGUCAUCAACAUGAUGUCUCUCCCGAUGCUUUAAUUGCCAAUAAAUUCUUGCGACAGGCUGUUACUAACUUCAAAAAUGGAACUGGUGGUUAUACAAAAAGACUGCGGAAACAGUUACCCCCACCACCACCCCCGAUACCGCCUCCGAGACCUCUCAUUCAGCGGAAUCUAUAGCCUCUGAUGAGAUCUCCAAU